Saccharomyces cerevisiae S288C is the source of this 1023-nucleotide messenger RNA. It is a transcript of the gene IRC7, whose product is annotated as cysteine-S-conjugate beta-lyase IRC7. Lineage: Eukaryota; Fungi; Ascomycota; Saccharomycetes; Saccharomycetales; Saccharomycetaceae. Bases 1 to 1023 code for a protein of 340 amino acids. The transcript has a single exon. Gene Ontology annotation, molecular function: cysteine-S-conjugate beta-lyase activity; pyridoxal phosphate binding; catalytic activity. The record is from RefSeq and is marked reviewed. Gene Ontology annotation, biological process: transsulfuration; amino acid metabolic process.
AUGAUUGAUCGUACCGAGUUAUCGAAGUUUGGUAUUACUACGCAACUGUCUGUUAUUGGACGUAAUCCAGAUGAACAAAGUGGCUUUGUUAAUCCACCUUUGUAUAAGGGGUCAACCAUCAUUCUUAAAAAACUUAGUGAUUUAGAACAAAGGAAAGGAAGAUUUUACGGGACAGCAGGUUCUCCAACUAUUGACAAUUUAGAAAAUGCCUGGACGCAUUUAACCGGCGGUGCUGGGACAGUGCUAUCAGCUUCUGGGCUUGGUUCUAUCUCUUUGGCGCUAUUGGCCCUUUCGAAAGCUGGUGAUCAUAUCUUGAUGACUGAUAGUGUCUACGUGCCAACACGUAUGCUAUGUGAUGGUUUAUUGGCCAAGUUCGGUGUUGAAACGGAUUAUUAUGACCCAUCAAUAGGGAAGGAUAUAGAAAAACUAGUUAAGCCAAAUACAACCGUCAUUUUCCUCGAAAGCCCGGGUUCUGGGACCAUGGAAGUACAGGAUAUUCCAGCUUUGGUCUCUGUUGCCAAAAAGCAUGGGAUAAAGACAAUUCUAGACAACACAUGGGCAACGCCACUCUUUUUUGAUGCUCAUGCGCAUGGUAUCGAUAUUUCGGUAGAAGCUGGGACAAAAUAUUUGGGUGGUCAUUCAGAUCUUCUUAUUGGUCUGGCCUCCGCAAAUGAAGAAUGUUGGCCGCUAUUACGGUCAACUUAUGAUGCAAUGGCAAUGUUACCAGGUGCCGAGGACUGUCAAUUAGCAUUGCGAGGAAUGCGUACAUUGCACUUAAGAUUGAAAGAGGUAGAAAGAAAAGCCCUGGAUUUGGCUGCUUGGCUCGGAAAUCGAGAUGAGGUUGAAAAAGUGCUUCACCCCGCCUUUGAAGAUUGUCCCGGACAUGAAUACUGGGUUCGUGACUACAAAGGUUCUUCAGGCUUAUUUUCCAUUGUCCUUAAAAAUGGGUUCACAAGAGCUGGUCUGGAGAAAAUGGUAGAAGGGAUGAAAGUUUUGCAAUUGGGAUUUUCAUGGGGUGGCUAG